This is a messenger RNA of Exserohilum turcica Et28A, 1005 nucleotides long. RefSeq lists its product as uncharacterized. Gene Ontology annotation, biological process: deadenylation-dependent decapping of nuclear-transcribed mRNA. Gene Ontology annotation, cellular component: P-body; nucleus. Gene Ontology annotation, molecular function: hydrolase activity; RNA 7-methylguanosine cap binding. The transcript has 2 exons. The coding region runs from base 1 to 1005 and encodes 334 amino acids. Lineage: Eukaryota; Fungi; Ascomycota; Dothideomycetes; Pleosporales; Pleosporaceae. The record is from RefSeq and is a predicted model, not a curated record.
AUGACCUCCACCACGCCCCCCGAAGUAGCCGUGCACGUGGAGUCCCUGAUCCCCAAAUUCCAGCUGACCCGGCUGCUCAACUCUGACCAAGCCGGCCGCCGCAUCUCGCUGCUAGGCACCGUUGACGCACAGCCCGCCCUCCUCAUCGCCGAGCGCGCCGCCUUCGACACCACGCCGGCGCUCCUGCAAUCCUUCUCCACGUCUCUGCGCAACAUCAAGAACCUGGGCGCCAACGACAUCUACGCGUGGUUCCUCGCAAACUCGGAUCCCAGCAAGGAGAAUGGCAAUCCACCGCCAGACUUCAAGCUCAACCUCAUCUACCCGUGCACAGACAAACAUGUGAAAAAGUACACGCAGCAGCGCCUCCGCGUCGUCACCGAAACACCGCAAAUCUACGCCGCCUACAUCCGUCCGUACAUGCGUGCCCAGCGCGACAAAGGCGCCCUCGACUGGAUCUACAAUAUCCUCGAGGGCCGCACCGAGCAGGAAGACGUCAUGUACCGCGAGUCCGGCGACACUGGCUUUCUGCUGCUCCCGGACCUCAAUUGGGACCGCAAGACCAUGGGCAGCCUGCACCUGCUGGGCAUUGUCGAGCGCCGCGAUAUCUGGAGCGUGCGCGAUCUGACGCGCGACAUGGUGGCGUGGAUGACGCACAUGCGCGACAAGAUGGUCCAAGCGACCGUAGGCUUGUAUCCUGGUAUUGAGCGGGAUGAACUGAAGCUUUAUGUGCAUUAUCAACCCACAUACUACCAUUUCCACAUCCACAUCGUCCACGUCUCGCUCGAGGCCGGCGGCACACAAGCGACGGGGAAAGCCCUAGGCUUGGAAAACAUCAUCUCGCAGCUCGAAACAAUGGCUCCUUCUUCUCCUUCGUCGGACGACUCACACCCACCAGGCAUGCACAACGCAAGUCUGACCUACCAUCUCGGCGAGCAAAGCGACCUGUGGACAAAAGUGUACUUGCCGCUCAAGCAAGGCCGACAAGUCAACGUAGAUGAUUUUUGA